This is a messenger RNA of Porites evermanni, 804 nucleotides long. The record is from the annotation of a GenBank genome assembly. Lineage: Eukaryota; Metazoa; Cnidaria; Anthozoa; Scleractinia; Poritidae.
AUGUUUCAUCCCUUACCAUGGACUGCUUUUGAAGAUGACAAAGCUCACUUCUGGGUCCAUUAUGGCCUCUGUGCAUUUGCCCUCUUGUUAGCAGUAGUGACAUUCAUCGCUCAGUGGACAAAACCAGCUCCUUAUGGACGACAUGAAAAAUCUGGCAAGUCAUGUGGCCCUAUGGUGCAUCAGAGAAUAGCCCACACAAUAUCUGAUGCUAUCCCAGGGGUUCUUGUUUUUACCCUGGUAUUCUUUUUAUAUGGCCGUCAGAGAGAAUAUCCGAACAUAACAUUCUAUUGCUUAUGGCAGUGUCAUUACAUUCAUCGUGGAUUUAUACACCCCUGGAUUAUGAAAUACAGCAGUCCAACGACCCCGAUUGGAAUACCACUUGGAGGGUUCUUCCCCAAUCUCCUUUACAGCUUUCUCAAUUCUGAUUGGAUUGGGGCAGCAGAUUACAGUGACGAUUACUACAAGGACCCUCGGUUUAUAAUUGGCAUAGUUUUAUUUGUGGCAGGCUUCAUCAUCAAUCGCUACGCAGACUUAACACUUCGCAAGCUAAGAACAAACUACAGUGAAGGUUACUCCAUUCCACAUGGGUGUUUAUUUGAAGUCAUAUCAUGCCCUAAUUAUUUUGGUGAAAUGCUGGAAUGGUUUGGUUGGGCUUUAGGAACCUGGUCUCUAGCCGGGUUAGCCUGGUUUUUAUUCAGCAGUGCAACAUUUGUUCCUCGUGCCAGGCAUAAUCACCAGUGGUAUAAGAAUCAAUUUCCUGAUUAUCCAGCUGAUCGAAAAGCUUUGCUACCAUUUGUAUAUUGA